Messenger RNA from Salvia miltiorrhiza (redroot sage), 1265 nucleotides. RefSeq lists its product as uncharacterized. The transcript has 3 exons. The record is from RefSeq and is a predicted model, not a curated record. Bases 1 to 369 code for a protein of 122 amino acids. Lineage: Eukaryota; Viridiplantae; Streptophyta; Magnoliopsida; Lamiales; Lamiaceae.
AUGGAUCCAAAUAUUGAUAUGAAGGGCAGCAGUGGCGGCGGAGUUGCAGGCGUUGGUUUGGACAGCGAUUUCUUCAUCUUCUUGGCCUUGAGGUCGGCGCCGUGGGGGCUCUUGGCGGCGUCGUGGUGGCUCUUUCGUCGUUCUGAAUCGGAACAAGAGAGAUUGGGGGACGAAGACACGGCUAGUAGCUGCGUCUUCGUCGGAGCUCAGGAGAGGGAGCCGAUGGCGGUGAACUCCAUUGGUGGCCGCAAGAACUUAAUGAUGGUGAUCUUCAAAAGACUGAUGCUUUAUUCCAUCGCUGUAUUCAAGAUGGGCGUGGUCUCAUUAACCAACUUCAUGGCAGAUUUUGCCCCAAACGAGAUGCUUUGAGUAUUUGCAAAGUUCGAAAUCUAUUGUCUUCUUUCUUUCAGUCUUGACAUCUCCAUCAGCCCGACUAAAGACCAUCCUCAGAGAGUUCAUCCAAAAAUCUGACAGCAGCCUAUCUAAGACUUUAUUUGAGUGAUGUUUACUUUGCACUUCAGGUGGCUCAAUUGGCUUUUAAUCAGAUUUCGGGUGCGCUCGGAUCUGGGCCAUUGUGAGUCCAACCUUUGAAGAUUGCUGGUUACAUUUUCUCUUUGCGCGCAUUCGAGCAGGCUAGAUGACUCAAUGGUGUUCUAUUAUGUUUGGCGAACAUGUGUUUCAACUCCACGAGCGCAUUCAACUUUAGCUUGGAGAGAAGUGAAUUUGUCGAUGCAUAGCCGACCUCAAUGCCAGAUGACUCAAUUCUUUGACAGGUCUUGGGUGCGCUCAGGCCUGGGAUUGUUUGAAUCUGGUUUGAGUGAGGUUGUUGUUAUGUUUGGCAUCUCACGAAGUUGGGAGAAUUAUGCACAACGGCUCGAGAAGAUUGAGUAUUUUCUUCUUGAUGCUUAAGCCAAGGAGAAUGAAGCCAUCGUCCGAAUUGCUUUGAUCAAGGAAGUGCUUGCUAUGAUAGAGAGGUGGAAGACAGAGAUGACGUUGUCCUUCAAGCAAGAUAGUGCCUCCUUUCAUAUUGUCCGAGGUGCAAUCCCAGAAUUCAAAAGAGAUUUUGACAAACAUAAAGUUGCACAUGUUGAUGAGGAAAUGCUGCGGAAUUUUGAAGACUUCAGAGUCACUUUUGAUCUCUGCUCAGAGAACUUUGGAGGAUCAAGACCCAUUUGCUUAGUAUUGGUGCAAACCGCAGUUUCUAUCAUUUCUCUCUUGAUGAUUCUUAUUUGGUUUGUGAUGGAUAUUUUGACAUCUUCUCCAAA